Molecule: messenger RNA, 1821 nt
Organism: Caenorhabditis remanei
Lineage: Eukaryota; Metazoa; Nematoda; Chromadorea; Rhabditida; Rhabditidae
Exons: 6
Coding region: 1-1821 (606 amino acids)
Cellular component (GO): nucleus
Molecular function (GO): zinc ion binding; protein binding; histone H3K9 methyltransferase activity
Source: RefSeq, a predicted model, not a curated record
AUGUCUUCGUCAUCUAACAGCAAUGGUCAACUCGUUAAUGCAUUGGACGCCAGAGCACAAAGAUACCACAAUAGAGCUCUUGGACAAGUUCUCCCAAAUACCCAUACUGGAAAAAGAACACAUUCCAAGAAUCAAGGAAAUGACCAAGAAAACCAAGAGCCCCGUCAGAAGAGAUCAACUCCAGAUGCCUCGCAGCCAGGACCAUCGAAUCGUGGUACUCCAGAAGCUCCGAUCGUUGCUGCAGAUUUCACUAGAGCAGUGAUCAUUGUCAGCGCUGAUCAAAAAUUCAAGCAAGAAGUCGAAAGUGAUCGGGUCCAAGUAAUCGAGCGAUUCGAGGCGCAGAUUCCACAAGAUUGUCAAGAAGAAGGAUCAUGGAGUCGCCAAGGAGCCGAGUACCCAGGGAUUCCGUCAAGAAAGCUUUGCAAGGUGGAUAUCGAAGCUAAUGGAGUUGUAGGGGAAGGAGUUGUGCAGGCAGCUUAUGAGAUCCACAACACUCCCUCACAAGCGCUCGUCCUCCACCAAGGCCGCACUUGCCUCACCAUGUCCUCCGCGCACACAGCCGAGUUUUCCAGCGCCAUCAGAGACAGACUGGUGCUCAAGAACCGAUUCCUGGACACCAUGAAGAGAGCAAUCGGAAGGGACCUCGUCAAUCGUGAAAAGUAUUUGAAUAAGGAAAUCCUAGAGAAUCCGGAUCACCCAUUCUGGAUGUACCAGGAUCUUUCAUUCUUCCACUCGAAGGCCGCAGGAUAUCAAAUUCUGUACAUGUGCUUGAAGAAUCAAAUUGUGGCGCCACCAAGAUUCUCGUACACCCCGGUUAACAUGUUCACAAAAAGUGCAUACAAUGUGUGGAAGAACAACGCGGCCAACAAGAGAUUUGACGAGUUGAAGAAAGUGAGCAUCAGAGGAUCGAAGAAGGCCACCGUGUGUGAGAACCCAUCAGGAUGCGUGUGCAAUCAGCGGUUCGCCGCUCUCUACGAUGAUAAGGCCACCCAGUUCCUCUACAAAGCCGAUGGCCUCCUCAACCUGAAAGACUACAAUCCCGCAGUGAGCCGACUCGUGAUGGAAUGCUCCGACGCCUGCGGAUGCUCCAUCAAUUGCCCCAACCGCCAACUGCAACGAGGACGGAACAAGGCGUUGGUGGUCUACCAUGAGGAUGAGCUUCGAGGAUUUGGUCUCCGCGCCGCUGAGCCUAUCAAAAAGGGCGAACUUAUCACCCAUUACGCCGGAGUAAUCCACACGAUAAGUAAGGAAGACCACAAGAAUCGUCAGAUCUCAUAUGACGCGGAGCUGACAAUGUUCAGCAAGCGUCUUGUGAUUGCAUCGGACACUGUGGGCAACGUGGCUCGAUUCCUUGGCCACGCUUGUAGUCCCUCCGCCGUAUUCAUGGAGACUUACAGUAGGAAAUCGGAGAUGAAUAUUGUGGUCCCACAAAUUGGUGUCUAUGCGCUGAAGGAUAUCAAGAUUGGCGAAGCGGUCUCAAUUUCUUAUUGGAAAAAGGACGAUCUAAGAGAGAAAAAGGGCGUGAAACAAGUGAAGUGUGGAUGCAAGGUCGGGUGCAAGAGUUGGAUUAAAAGUGUCUCCACAGUGAACUCCUCGAUAGCCCCGACUCGUUUCUUCAUUUUGUAUCCGGUGAAUCCAGCACCGGCCACGCCCAUUGUGGUGCCUAGGACUGCUGCUCCAGCGGUAGUUGCUAGGCCAGCGACGGCGGUCCCUCCACCUAUGAGCAUUCCAGCUGAUGCUGCGACGAGGGGAGCCGCGAGGCCUCCGGUGAGCCCGAUAAGGACUCCGCCAACUCCACCAGCUGCUCCGAUCAUCAGGUAG